Solenopsis invicta (red fire ant) is the source of this 1118-nucleotide messenger RNA. RefSeq names its product SPRY domain-containing protein 7. The transcript is spliced from 5 exons. Lineage: Eukaryota; Metazoa; Arthropoda; Insecta; Hymenoptera; Formicidae. Gene Ontology annotation, molecular function: protein binding. Bases 293 to 874 code for a protein of 193 amino acids. The record is from RefSeq and is a predicted model, not a curated record.
ACCGCCAUUUGCGUUUUGCAUGAAACCUCUAACCUCAAAACUCGACUUGAACUCCAUGUCAAACUGAAGAGCUUUCAAAGUGUUUUGAGAGAUUAUUUUCACCGCUGAAUGCUAGGAAUGGUAUAUAAUGAAACGCCAUGUGACAAAGACUGUCCGUUGAGAUCAUUCACGCUGAUUGUGGUCUCACAAUGAGAAAGAGCUAUUUGUAUAUGCGGUCUCCUAAUCCGUAAUAAUCAAUCUGAAUAAUUUGGCUACCUGGGCUGUGAACGUGAAAUCCCAACAAUCUUGGACGAUGUUCUGCUGUCUAAGAAACUGCUUCGAUGGUCUUGGUUUCGCUGCGACUCAAGCACCGAAGCGGGAACAAAAUCCCAUUGCCUUAGAUACAACUCAUAUGGGAAAUGAGGUAGUGAUAGUAAAAAAUGGUCUAAGAAUAUGUGGAAGUGGUGGUGCCUUGACGAACGCCCCUCUUGUCCAGAAUAAAAGUUAUUUCGAGGUGAAGAUACAACAAGGUGGUAUAUGGGGCAUCGGAUUAGCCAGGAGAGAGGCAGACCUCAAUAUCGUUGUAGGUGGGAAAGACUCUGAAAGCUGGGCACUUGAUUCCGAUGGUAUUAUAAGACACAACGAGCAAGAACUUUACAAGAUUCAAAAUCCUGUACAAGAAGGGGAUGUUAUUGGAGUAUCCUACGAUCACAUAGAGUUGAAUUUUUAUUUGAAUGGGGAAUCCAUGAAUGCUCCAAUUAUAGGUGUAAAAGGACGAAUUUACCCAGUGUUAUAUGUGGAUGAUGGAGCUAUUCUGGACUUAAUUCUAGAAAAUUUCAUCCAUACUCCGCCAAUGGGCUUCGAGAAAAUAAUGCUGGAACAAUCAUUGCUUUAGCAGAGCGAUACAAACAAAAGUAAAAUUGUUAUUGUCAAAACUGACAUUCCUCGUCCAAUUCAAGAUUUGUUAGAACAUUAGCCAAGUUAAAAAUUCAAGUUAAACGUAUUAAGAUAAAAGUGAUGUGAACAGGAAACUACAACAGUAUAGUAUUAAGAAACAAUGUCACAAACAUUUGUCAUAUGAUAAUUGCAUGAUAAUAUAUUUAAUCAUGAAGCAUGGAAUAAACGAUUUGCCUAACAAU